CACGAAUCACUCAUGAACAUCAAACGUGAAACCGUGAAACAGAUCUGACAAGUACAUAUCAGUAUCUGCAAAUUGACGAUAACAAAUUACGUUGCAUUAUAGUCACGCAACUUUAGAAACAUAAUUGAAUUACGAUGAGCUCACAAAAAGGCAACGCGGCACGUUCCAGGCCACAAAAGUACCAGAAUAGGCAUGCUUUUAAAAAUAAUCUCCACGACACUAGUCACAAAACUAAGUUCAUUAAUGGUAUAGAUGUGGCGAAUGUAUGCGAACGUUGCAAACAAAUAAUCGAAUGGAAGAUUAAAUAUAAAAAGUACAAGCCUCUGAAGGCACCCUCCAAAUGUGUCAAAUGCGAGCAGAAAACUGUCAAACACGCUUAUCACAUAAUGUGUGGCCCUUGCGCGAAGAAAAACGAAGUUUGUCCUAAAUGCGGAAUCAAGACUGAACUUAUUCCCGGUAAACCAACAGUUGAAGAACAAGUCAAACUGGACACAGAGUUACAAGUUAUGCUGAAAGCUCUGCCCGAAAGAAAAAGGAGAACGUUUAUUCGCUACAUGAAUCGAAAAGGUAAACCACAAGGAGACAACAAUGAAUCAUCAAAAUCGGAAGAAGGAUUGGCAGAAGAACAUUUGGAAAAUGUUGCGGAGCAGCCUAGAACUCGAGAAGAGUUAUUCGAAAAGUUAAAAUCGCUAAAAGUUUCGAACAACGAAGAGGAUGAGAUGAGUGAUUUCGAAGACGACGAACUGAGUUCAGAAGACGAUUGAAUG
Molecule: messenger RNA, 767 nt
Organism: Diprion similis
Lineage: Eukaryota; Metazoa; Arthropoda; Insecta; Hymenoptera; Diprionidae
Exons: 3
Coding region: 135-764 (209 amino acids)
Source: RefSeq, a predicted model, not a curated record